AUGCAGGAACGUCUCCCUGGCAGGACUGUACAGAGCGUCAACUCUUGUGUUGCAGAUAUUGACGAGUGUCAGGGCCCGAGACCGGCAGACUGCGGACCCCACGCAAACUGCACCAACGUGCCCGGGAGUUACUAUUGCACCUGCAUCGAUGGCUAUGAGCCCAGCUCCGGGAAAGCCAAGUUCACACUCGCGAGUGAGAACAGCUGCCAGGAUCUUAACGAGUGUCAGGGCCCGAGCCCGGCAGACUGCGGACCCCACGCAAACUGCACCAACGUGCCUGGGAGUUACUACUGCACCUGCAUCGAUGGCUAUGAGCCCAGCUCUGGGAAAGCGAAGUUCAUGCACGCGAGUGAGAACAGCUGCCAGGAUAUUGACGAGUGUCUAGGCCCGAGCCCGCCAGACUGCGGACCCCACGCAAACUGCACCAACGUGCCUGGGAGUUACUACUGCACCUGCAUCACUGGCUACGAGCCCAGCUCUGGGAAAGCCAAUUUCACGCACGCGAGUGAGAACAGCUGCCAGGAUAUUGACGAGUGUCAGGGCCCGAGACCGGCAGACUGCGGACCCCAGGCAAACUGCACCAACGUGCCCGGGAGUUACUAUUGCACCUGCAUCGAUGGCUAUGAGCCCAGCUCCGGGAAAGCCAAGUUCACACUCGCGAGUGAGAACAGCUGCCAGGAUCUUAACGAGUGUCAGGGCCCGAGCCCGGCAGACUGCGGACCCCACGCAAACUGCACCAACGUGCCUGGGAGUUACUACUGCACCUGCAUCGAUGGCUAUGAGCCCAGCUCUGGGAAAGCGAAGUUCAUGCACGCGAGUGAGAACAGCUGCCAGGAUAUUGACGAGUGUCUAGGCCCGAGCCCGCCAGACUGCGGACCCCACGCAAACUGCACCAACGUGCCUGGGAGUUACUACUGCACCUGCAUCACUGGCUACGAGCCCAGCUCUGGGAAAGCCAAUUUCACGCACGCGAGUGAGAACAGCUGCCAGGAUAUUGACGAGUGUCAGGGCCCGAGACCGGCAGACUGCGGACCCCAGGCAAACUGCACCAACGUGCCCGGGAGUUACUAUUGCACCUGCAUCGAUGGCUAUGAGCCCAGCUCUGGGAAAGCCAAGUUCACACUCGCGAGUGAGAACAGCUGCCGGGAUAUUAACGAGUGUCAGGGCCCGAGCCCGGCAGACUGCGGACCCCACGCAAACUGCACCAACGUGCCUGAGAGUUAUUACUGCACCUGCAUCGAUGGCUAUGAGCCCAGUUCUGGGAAAGCGAAUUUCAUGCACGCGAGUGAGAACAGCUGCCAGGAUAUUGACGAGUGUCUGGGCCCGAGCCCGGCAGACUGCGGACCCCACGCAAACUGCACAAAUAUGCCUGGGAAUUACUCCUGCAGCUGCACCAAUGGCUACGAGCCCAGCACUGGGAAAACCAAGUUCACCCACACGAGUCAGAACAGCUGCGAGGAUAUUGACGAGUGUCAGGGCCCGAGCCCAGCAGACUGUGGACCCCACGGAAACUGCACCAACGUGCCUGGGAAUUACUCCUGCACCUGCAUUGAUGGCUAUGAGCCCAGCUCUGGGAAAGUGAAGUUCAUGCAUGCGAGUGAGAACAGCUGCCAGGGUGAGCUCUCCCCUGGACCCACCUGCUGA
Molecule: messenger RNA, 1644 nt
Organism: Mauremys mutica (yellowpond turtle)
Lineage: Eukaryota; Metazoa; Chordata; Testudines; Geoemydidae
Product: latent-transforming growth factor beta-binding protein 4-like
Exons: 10
Coding region: 1-1644 (547 amino acids)
Molecular function (GO): calcium ion binding
Source: RefSeq, a predicted model, not a curated record